This is a messenger RNA of Colletotrichum graminicola M1.001, 240 nucleotides long. RefSeq lists its product as uncharacterized. NCBI's taxonomy places the organism in Eukaryota, Fungi, Ascomycota, Sordariomycetes, Glomerellales, Glomerellaceae. Bases 1 to 240 code for a protein of 79 amino acids. The transcript is spliced from 2 exons. The record is from RefSeq and is a predicted model, not a curated record.
AUGGCUGUGCCGUUUUCUGCCAAAUACUCGACAGAGUCCAUUACGUUCGGACAACAGACCUGUCCACCGGGGCCCAUCUGCAGCGGCGCGCCCGAUCCGGUAAAUGACCCCAUGAGCUGGCGCGAUGUUCUUCGAGCCCGCACUGAUAUCCACGCAGCAGCUUUUCCGGCCGAGGAAGACGCCGCGUUGGUUGCCGCGGUAGCACCAGGUUCCGUCUCCACAGGCACCGACAUCUGUUAG